Puntigrus tetrazona (Sumatra barb) is the source of this 1101-nucleotide messenger RNA. It is a transcript of the gene rx1, whose product is annotated as retinal homeobox gene 1. Gene Ontology annotation, biological process: positive regulation of transcription by RNA polymerase II. The transcript has 3 exons. Gene Ontology annotation, molecular function: DNA-binding transcription factor activity, RNA polymerase II-specific; RNA polymerase II cis-regulatory region sequence-specific DNA binding. Bases 64 to 1056 code for a protein of 330 amino acids. The record is from RefSeq and is a predicted model, not a curated record. Lineage: Eukaryota; Metazoa; Chordata; Actinopteri; Cypriniformes; Cyprinidae.
UUCCUCUGUCAGAUCAAGAUCAAGUGGUUUCAAGUGGUUGAACGGCCUCAUCCCAGCAUUCGAAUGCAUUUGUCACUGGACAACAUGAACAUGGUGGAUGACAGCUGUCUUUCGCCCAGUAACUUCCAUGAGAUGGUCAAAGCUGGGGGCGCGGCGGUGGGCACCCGUGUCCACAGCAUAGAUGUCAUCCUGGGCUUUAACAAGGACCAGGAUCCUUUGCUGAACCCUGGCAGCAAUGCGGUAUCACACAAAGUAGGAGGUGAAAGUCUUGGAGACCCAGGGAAGCAGGACCAGCGGGUGCAGGCCUACGGGCACCUGCCACCCCUCAGGGACGGCUCGGAGCAAGCGGCAUUUCACGACGCUGACAUAUUCUCCAACAAGUGUGACGGGGACUUGAGCGAACUGCGGAAAUCCAUCGAGAGUGACAACAAGUCUCCGGACUCAGCUGAUGGGGAGCAACCCAAGAAAAAGCACCGCCGCAACCGCACCACCUUCACCACCUACCAGCUCCACGAGCUUGAGCGAGCCUUCGAGAAGUCCCACUAUCCCGACGUUUACAGCCGAGAGGAGCUGGCCAUGAAAGUCAACCUCCCAGAAGUUCGAGUGCAGGUCUGGUUCCAGAAUCGCAGAGCCAAAUGGAGGCGACAGGAGAAAAUAGAUGCCAGUACUAUGAAGCUCCAUGACUCCCCCAUGCUCUCCUUCAACCGGCCUCCAAUGCACCCCACCGUGGGGCCCAUGAACAACACGCUGCCCCUUGACCCUUGGCUGCCCUCUCCUCUAUCUAGUGCCACUCCAGUGCACAGCAUCCCAGGAUUCAUGGGUCCUACACAAGGACUGCAAGCAGGCUAUGCCAGUCACGGUUUCCUCAGUCCACCCCAAACCAUGGCCCAAAGCAUGCAGCCCAUGGCGCCUCCUCCAUAUCAGUGCCCUCCUCCCUUCACCGACAAAUACCCUCUGGAGGACGUAGACCAGCGCAGUUCAAGCAUUGCCGCUCUGAGGAUGAAAGCUAAGGAGCACAUCCAAUCCAUGGAUAAAACCUGGCAACCCAUGUGCUAAGACAUCUCUCUUUGAAUGUGGGCCUUCAUAUUUCUUGGGACUAAA